Uloborus diversus is the source of this 1513-nucleotide messenger RNA. RefSeq names its product zinc transporter ZIP1-like. The record is from RefSeq and is a predicted model, not a curated record. Gene Ontology annotation, molecular function: zinc ion transmembrane transporter activity. Gene Ontology annotation, biological process: zinc ion transmembrane transport. Gene Ontology annotation, cellular component: plasma membrane. The coding region runs from base 349 to 1290 and encodes 313 amino acids. The transcript is spliced from 2 exons. Lineage: Eukaryota; Metazoa; Arthropoda; Arachnida; Araneae; Uloboridae.
UCAUUCUAAUGUUGUCAAUCAAGCACAUUAAUCACACGAAGCACAUAGAAAAUAGAACGCUUUAUCUCCAUUAGAUUUCGCUAUUUCCCAUCAAGUUCUUGUAUGAGUUCUACUUAUGUCUGCGCAUCCAUUUAAAAAAAAAAAAAAAUUUAGUUACUUUUAGUUUGUUCCUGCCUGCAUUAAAACACGCCCGUUUUCACUUCUUUUCCUAAAAAAAUAUUUUAAUAAUGAUGUUAAUACGAAAAGUGAUAACCGGCAUCAAAGUUCUAUUACUUAAUAAAUAACUUUGGAUUACUUACUGGUGUAUUUUUUACGCUUCAUAAACUGACACCAAAAAAAUUUGCGAGCAUGGAGCUUUCGUAUGUAAAAUUGGGUUCAGCUGUUUUCAUGACAAUUGUAACGUUUGCAUUCACAAUGCUACCACUAUUUUUAAUAAGACUAAUUCGAAAUACUUCUGGCGAUAUUCGUGUGGUCAGUUUCCUUAGUUGUUUUGGUGGUGGUGUGUUUUUAGCGACUUGUUUGCUGGAUCUUUUCCCUGGUGUCCAAGAGCAAAUGAAUCUAGUCUUUAAAGAAACGAAAAGUGAAUCUAAUUUUCCUGUCAGUGAAUUUUUAUUGGCUUUUGGUUUUUUGACUGUCCUUAUAACUGAACAGAUAGUGCUCACUUUUCAAGAUAAAAGGGACAAGAACAUAACAGAUGAGAAAGUUCCGAUUUUGAAUGAUGUUGAUAAUCUUCAUGAACCUGCUCAAAAUAAUGUUGCAAAUUAUGGAUCCAUCACUGCUGAUCCGGAAUUGCAUGAUCAUGAAAUUUCAUUUCAUCAGGAUUUAAGUUCUCAUUCAAUUCUCCGAUCUGUAUUAUUAGUGUUUGCCCUCUCAUUACAUUCUAUUUUCGAGGGUUUAGCAAUUGGUUUGCAAACAUCAACUCAAAAUGUUGUUCGCAUUUUAGUAGCAGUACUGAUUCAUAAGUGCAUUAUUGCUUUCACUUUAGGCCUAAAUCUUGUUAACAGCAAGCUGAGGAAAUGUGAUAUUGUAAAAGGAAAUAUUUUUUUCUCCUUGACAUCUCCAAUAGGGAUCAUUGUCGGUUUCCUUGUUGUUGAUUUUAUAAAAGGAGUUGCAAUGCUGAUUGCUAGUGGAGUUUUGCAAGGGUUGGCAGCUGGAACAUUCCUUUAUGUCACUUUCUUUGAAAUCCUGCCUCACGAGUUGAAUUCAGGGCGGGAUCGUAUGCUGAAAAUGCUUUGUCUUGUGCUUGGCUUCUCAGUUGUAACACUGUUAUUAACAUUUCUACCCGAUUAAAAUAUGUUGAUAUAAAGUUUAUUCGACAAUGUUUACCAAAACAACUAUUUAUUUCAAAGACUGUAUUGUAUAUCUUUAUUCUGAGCAUUUUGUUUGAUAUUUAGAUAUUGUGAUUUUAAUCAUAUUUGACGACUUUCUUUGUGUAAAUUUCAGAAAGAACACCUUUUUUUCUAUCGUAGUGUUUGUAUUAAUUUUUGCUCAAUGUAAAAAAAGUUUUAACUUG